CCUUAAAUGGGGACAGAUUCAUUGUUAUUAGAUGAUCGAGAGACGUUAUCGAUUGAUUAUCACUGAUUAAAGAAAAACAAACCAAAAACAGAAAAGCGAGAAAAAAUCGAUGACUUUGAUUUGAGACCCGCGUAUUGACUUCACUCUGAGGCACGGGAGUUUCCAGUGAAUUUCCUAUGUAAUUAUAUAUGAAUUAUGAAACCCUCCUGUGUAUAUAACAAUCAGAUACCCACUAAAUCUCAUCAUCGCUUUUGAGCUCCUCUUCAACAGUUUGAGGGUUCAAUGACCCAGAAUCAAUCUACACUAUUUAGCAGUGGAUUAGAGUUGGCAUCUUUCGUGGCCAGCUCUGACCUUCUCACUUCUUCAUGUAAGCUCAUCUCAGACCUGUACGCCGAAACCCAUUCAAACCAGAAUCUAUUCUUCAAAAUAGAUAGCGAAUCAGGUUUGACAGUUAUAGCGUUUGGGUCAACCCAAAAUCAUGCUCAAUCUGAUUUGCUUCCUUUUUCGAUCGACAUGAACGACAAUCCCUUCAAAUUUAUCUGUUCCAAAACCAACCCCAAGUUCUCUCUUAAUCAGUUUGUAUUUUCCCUGUUCAAUGAAUACCGAACCCAGCUUGGUCAACUAAAAUCCGAGAUCGAUCUCAAAAAACCAGUGAUUGUUACUGGGCAUGCUGUUGGAGGAUCAAUUGCUUCUCUUUUCACUUUAUUGCUGUUAGGAGAUGUGAAGCCAAUAGCGGACAAGCGUCCACUAUGUAUCACCUUUGGGUCUCCACUUCUUGGAGACCAGAACCUUCAACAUGCUUUAUCUCAAAGUUCUUAUUUGAACUCUUGCUUUCUACAUGUGAUCUCUCUCAAGGACCCAUGUCUUGCCUCCCCAAUUUCUGAUGACUACAGAUCCUUUGGAAUAUUCCUUUUGUGUUCUGAUCAUGGCUCUGCUUGUUUUGAGAACCCUGAUUCUAUUCUGAAGAUUCAAAAGGCCACGAGUCAGCUGAAUCAAAGGCUGCAAAUUCAUGAUUAUGGAAAUAUUGUGGGGAAUCUUAAUCACAAGGCAAUUUGCAAAGACUAUGGUGUUCCCAACAGCAUCCCUAAUUCUAAUCAGCUCAAGGCAUGCCUCAGUUUGCAGUUAUGUGCUCUGGGAUUUCCACAAUUGCAGCAGGAAAUUAUCCUGGAGAAUUUGGUAGAAGAACUGCAGGAAGUGCAAAAGACUCUGGAUAAGAGGAAACGGUUUGUCCCAAACACGAAAUUGGAUGACAUGAAAAUAAAUAUGGCCUGUUUGGAGUGGUACAAGAAGGAAGCGAAUAGGAAGGGAAUGGGGUAUUACGACUGUUCUAAGAUGGAAUAUGUUGAGUCUGACCAGGAUAUAAUCAGGUACAGGAAGGAACUCAACCUAUACUGGGAACAGAUGGUGGAAGAGGUAGAGAAACAGCCCCAGAAAGAAGGUGCAGCUUUUCGUACCCGAUGGCUCUUUGCUGGGACUAAUUACAGGAGAAUGGUGGAACCAUUAGACAUUGCUUGUUACUACAAGGAGGGAAAAAGAGACUACAUAAAACAAGGAAGAUCUGAGCAUUAUAAGCUGCUAGAGAAGUGGAUGGAAAGUGACAAGAAGAAACCUGGUAGUAAUGAGUUGGAAAAUAGGCAGAACGUACGAUCUAUAUUGACGUUGGAUUCUUGCUUUUGGGCACAUGUCGAAGAGGCUCUCAUUUCGUCUCAAAAACUUAAGGCUGUAGCAUCCAAUGCAACAGAGAAGCAAGAGGCGGUGAAUAGUUUGGAUGAGUUUGAGAAGUAUGUUUAUGGGUUGCUAAAGAAGUAUGCAGUUUCACCAGAGAUUUUCUUGGAGAAAAGUAGCUUCAUGCGUUGGUGGAAGGAGUACUAUACAAUCAAGGGAGCUUCCCAUGAUUCUGAACUUGCCAGCUUCAUGAAGAAUCCAGCCAAUUAUGAUGAGUAUGAGAAAGGUGCUUACGAUUUUCGCUGAGAAACCAAGCUUUUUAAGUGGCAAAUUGUAUGCAGGAGUUCUAGGGCUUCCAAAUACAUUAGGAUUUCAGUUUAGUUCGCUUUCAAUUUAUGUUCUAUUUCUCUAAGUGAUUUUGAAGGUUUAGUUUCUUUAUAUUGAAUGGAUGCUUGUAAAUUAUCGUAUUUUUUAACAUGAUUUUUGUGGGAGAA
Messenger RNA from Prosopis cineraria, 2159 nucleotides. RefSeq names its product senescence-associated carboxylesterase 101-like. Gene Ontology annotation, biological process: defense response; lipid metabolic process. NCBI's taxonomy places the organism in Eukaryota, Viridiplantae, Streptophyta, Magnoliopsida, Fabales, Fabaceae. The coding region runs from base 283 to 1971 and encodes 562 amino acids. The record is from RefSeq and is a predicted model, not a curated record. Gene Ontology annotation, molecular function: carboxylic ester hydrolase activity. The transcript has 4 exons.